AUGUCUGGUACCAAUUGUCAAGGUUUCGAGUUUGUAUCUGGUGAAGAGACAAAUCGCGAAAACGAAAUCUGUAAAAGCCCAACAUCUGAGGCCUACACUUUGAUCAAAUUCACUAGGUCUUUCGACUGCUACACCUCCAUAACAUACAUCAAAAGUAUCCAAAGCGUUCCUGAAGUUAGUGUCGUCCACGAUCGGACUACUCGGCACUCGCCAACCCAAAGUCCAGAAUCGCGGGGUAGCUUCACCAUUUACUCCACACCCAUCCACGUGCCAGAUAACACCCCCAAUCGGUCCGCCACGCACAUUUUGUACUUAUUCGGCACCAGCCAAUCGCAUACCCGUCUAUCCGAUUCGACCAAACUCGCCAUAUCUCGAUGCGAGAUACACGCGAACGCGACCAGAUACCAAUAUCUCAAGUAG
This is a messenger RNA of Parastagonospora nodorum SN15, 420 nucleotides long. RefSeq lists its product as hypothetical. Bases 1 to 420 code for a protein of 139 amino acids. The transcript has 2 exons. NCBI's taxonomy places the organism in Eukaryota, Fungi, Ascomycota, Dothideomycetes, Pleosporales, Phaeosphaeriaceae. The record is from RefSeq and is a predicted model, not a curated record.